Acanthoscelides obtectus is the source of this 315-nucleotide messenger RNA. NCBI's taxonomy places the organism in Eukaryota, Metazoa, Arthropoda, Insecta, Coleoptera, Chrysomelidae. The record is from the annotation of a GenBank genome assembly.
AUGGCAGAGGAAGAGUGCGCCGGUCCCUCUGAAAGGCCUACACGUGGCCAAAAGCGUAAGCAACAAAAUUCUAGUUACUGCGGCUUGAGCGAGGACGAUAUCAGGCAAAUUUUAUCCGUUGUGGAUGAGGAUGAUAUCUACCUUAGUGAGGAGGACCCAUUUGAAGACAGCGGCAGCGAAUACUCACCCGAUAAUUUAGAAAGUGAAAGUAUUAGUUCUGAAGUCUCUUCGGUUGACGAAAAUUACGAUACCGAACAAGUUACACAAAAUGAGGAACCAGAAGAUCUGGAAGCUAUUUUGCAGCAAAGUGAAUAG